CGGCUGUGCAUGUGAUUGUUGGUCUUCCUCAAAAUGGUCGCUAAAAAUUGCAUUUUCACACAUUAUUAUGCUUUAUCAUUGCUCCUUAUACCAAUUCCGUCAUGUUGGACGCUUCAAGACCAACAUUUUCGCCGGGUCUCGUUUGCUAAGAACAACACUUGCGCCUCUCCACUCAUCUAGAGAAUCAUCGCUCUGUACUAAUGGACGUAUUCUACACUAUAAACUCUACAUCUCUAACCCAGCAAAGAAUCCUGAUGUCGCAAAAGUAUUUCACAAGUUUAUGUCCACUGCUUCAAGCACUACACUAGAAAAGCCAGGACAGAAGCAACAACAACUCAUCAAAAAAGCCAUACCUGCUGUAGAAGAGGAGGAGGAGGUAUGGCGGCAGCAGAAAGUAGAUUUAAAAUUGUUGCCUACCUACUACAUGAGGCUGGCCAAGAUACGCUUGACAGGCAUGGUAGUACUGACAGCAAUGGCAGGGUACGCCUUAGCCCCAGAGGCCAUACACUUGGAUACAUUUAUGUGGAUGUCUCUAGGUACUCUUCUCUGUUCUUCCUCAGCUAAUGCUAUCAAUCAGUGGAUGGAAAUUCCAUUUGACUCUCAAAUGGCAAGAACACAGAACCGAGUACUGGUCAGGGGACUUUUAAGUGCAUCCCAUGUUCUUGCAUUUGGCAUAGUAACAGGAGCAAUUGGAGUAACUAGUUUGUUAACUCAAGUCAAUGGUCUUACAGCUCUUUUAGGUGGAGCAAAUCUUCUUUUAUAUACAUGUAUAUACACACCCCUGAAGCGCUUAAGCAUCGUUAAUACAUGGAUGGGGUCAUUAGUUGGUGGAAUCCCUCCUCUCAUGGGAUGGGCGGCAUGUACUGGGUCACUCGGUCCAGGAGCUCUGGUGUUGGCUGGAAUACUCUAUUCCUGGCAGUUUCCUCAUUUUAAUGCUCUUAGUUGGAACCUACGGCCAGAUUAUUCUCGAGCUGGUUAUAGAAUGAUGUGUGUCACAGAUCCUGCCUUAUGCCGUCGAGUAGCCUUACGGCACUCAAUUUACCUAAUAGGCUUAUCAACUCUACUUCCCCUGUGUGAUGUCACGUCAUGGUGGCUUGCAUUGGACUCUCUUCCUCUUAACACCUACCUAACAUGGCUUGCUUGGAGAUUCUAUCAACAAUCUGAUAGUAAAUCAUCGAGAGAACUGUUUCGCUUCAGUCUGUUACAUCUACCGGUCUUGAUGUUACUCAUUAUGUUUCACAAGAAACCCAAGAAAAACAACAGAGAUGUCGUAGAUACACUAGACGUUGCCAUAGAAACAUAGAGAAACUGGUUACCUUGGAAACAUGAGUAUGAAUUUAUGAGGAAAUGAUACCCUAAAUAUAGCCACAGAAAAACCUAGUUGCCAUGGAAACAAACCCAAAAACAAUUCAAUAAAUUUAUGAGGUUGCUAUGGGAACCUAGAUAAUAGAGUACCAGCUAUGAUACAAAUCAAGGAAGCUCAGUUAAGCAAACUCCAAGCAACACAACUGAAAAUAAGUUUUAUAAUUGCUGAAAUUUUAUUUUAAAAUAUUUAUAGGCAUUAUUGAUUGUGGAUAUAUUUUUUAUGAAGCCUUUUGUGAAGGAAUUUAUGAUUGAAUGGAAUUCUCGUGUUGGUUUUAUCAAUUUGUUAAAGUACAGCAUGGCUGCAUAAAGUUGAAAUGUAUAGUAAUAUUACAGGCUGUGGGUUAAUCAUGAUAAUAUAUGUUUUAUUAAUCCCAGAAAGUUUUUUUAUUAUUUUGUGUUGAUUGAUAUUUACAUUGGUCGAUAAUUUUAUUUUACAGCAUUUUGGUUUAUUUGAUACAGUUGUAUUACAGGGGCUUAAAGUAAUGGCCAGAGAAUGUCCAGCCAGAACUGGGACUUGUGUGGUCAAAUCUUUACCUUGCUGGUCAUUUUGAACAGUAACGUUUAGCCAGAAAUGAGGUAUGACUAAGCUAAAACUAAUUUGGCCUGUUAUCAUGACUGGCAACUGAUCUGUCCUUAUUUUAAGCCCUGUAUUAUUAUGCUGAUAAUUCACUCAGCCAGUACUUGAAUUUGUGAAUGGUCUGAAAUGGGGAAACAUUGCACACCCAAGGAUAAGAGGUCGGAAGAGUGAAUCUAGCUACAGGGAAGUACAAAGAAAUAAAAAGAAUGCUGAGAGGACUAAUCCAUGAAGAAGAUAUUAUUAAAAUGUGACAUGCUUAA
Actinia tenebrosa (Australian red waratah sea anemone) is the source of this 2202-nucleotide messenger RNA. Its product is annotated as protoheme IX farnesyltransferase, mitochondrial. Gene Ontology annotation, biological process: heme A biosynthetic process. The record is from RefSeq and is a predicted model, not a curated record. Gene Ontology annotation, molecular function: protoheme IX farnesyltransferase activity. NCBI's taxonomy places the organism in Eukaryota, Metazoa, Cnidaria, Anthozoa, Actiniaria, Actiniidae. Gene Ontology annotation, cellular component: membrane; mitochondrion.